GAUGUUCUUGCAUUUCAGCUGUGAGGAAAGAAUUGGCAAUAGUUUCACAUCAGUCGUACCUGUAAUAUUCGGAUUAUGAGCAUCUCGACUUCAUAAAAGUCAUAAGACUUAGUAAUUCCACAGACCAAAUGGCGUUAGAUUUGUCAGCAGAAGAGAAGUCAACUGAGGAGUUACUGACCUUGUUUGACGAGAUGUUUAAGACUCGCUAUACAGAAGAUGACUCAGAGUACAUGGAGACAGUCAACACCCCCACCCCACCCCCACCCUGCAUCAGAAACUGGUUCCAGAAAAACAGGGGCAACUUCAGAAACAGAGGUGGUUACCAGGAUCGACGUGGAGGGCGUCACCAUGACAACAGCAACAGGGAAGGUCAUGGAUAUAGAGAUGGUAACCGUGGAUACAGGGAUGACCACCGUGGUUACAGAGAUGAUAAUCGAGGUUAUAGAGAUGAUAAUCGGGGCUAUAGAGAUGAUAAUCGGGGCUAUAGAGAUGAUAAUCGGGGCUAUAGAGAUGAUAAUCGGGGCUAUAGAAAUGAUAAUCGGGGUUAUAGAGAUGAUAAUCGGGGUAACAGAGACAAUGAUCGAGAGCGUUCUGAUUAUGGUGGUAACAACAGAGACCGUUACCGUGACAACCGCAAUUCAGGAGGAUAUAGGGACAGGGAUCAGAGAUGACCAUUGGACAAUCAAAAGGCAUUUCACUGGUUGGAAGCAGUUGAAUGAAGGCAUUCAAUUGGCUGGAAGGAUCCAAUUACAAAAUUUUCUUCCAGUAAUAAUUUUGUUAGCUGUUUAACAGCAUGUGCAUCUUUGCAUUCUUAAAGACUGAACUUUUUGUUUAUUGUACUAUGUUGUUUAGCAGAUGUUGAUUGUGGUAGAAACUUCACACAAUAUAAUAAAAGGCAGAUCCUCGAUGCACCUGAUUGAUGAUGUAUGUAACUAUGAUUAUUGAAUCAGAUAUGUCGCCUCGUAGGUGUUAUACAAUCACAGUAGAUAUGUCGCCUCAUAGGCGUUAUACAAUUACAGUAAUCAUGAAGGAUUUGAUUUAAUCAGAUCGAAGCUUCUUAAUGGUUAGGUCCAUUCAAAAAUAAAUAAAUUAUGAGAAAUUUGUCUAUUGUAUGUAUUUUAGCUAAUUAUAAGGUACAUGUAUCAAGGUUUUCAACACUAUAAGGCAUUUAGCCUGUGACUGAAAGUCAUUCAUUUCUGCUCCAACCAAGAAUUCGUUAAUGUUUGAUCAACUCGUUAAUGUCUGAUCAACUCGUUGAUGUCUAAUGAACUCGUUAAUGUCUAAUCAACUCGUUCAUGUCUGAUCAACUCGUUCAUGUCUGAUCAACUUGUUCAUGUCUGAUCAACUUGUUCAUGUCUGAUCAACUAAAGUCAUGCAGCAUAUCAGAGGAACAAUUAAUUAACAGCACCCCCAAAAUGAUUAUGUAUGUCACUCAACUCCGUCCUAAACUCAAUUUCUUGAAAGAAAAGUGCAUAAAUUUGAGGUCAAAACUAUGAGGCUCAGUAUUGACUUGAGGAAAGUUGGUGAUGGCCAGGCUUUGAUGGAUAGGAGCUGCAGAAUCUCUUGGUUGUGUAAGAAUUGUAGACUGUAUAUAACAAAAAUCAGCAUCCUUGCUUCAUAUGACUUUAUUAGGCAACAGAAAUGACUUAAAUUUACCUACUGUAUACAAUAUUAUGUAUUAUAAUCAUAAACACAUAAUGGUCAAGUUAACAAGUGUAGAAUCCAUAGCAGGGAGAUAUAGUUGACGAGCAGUGAUUCAGUUUCUGUACAGUACAUUAUACGCAUCCCACAUACUGAGUCAACCUGGAGAGUACAUUGCACAUGUACAGUACAAUACCAUAGUACAUGCAUACUUGUAUAAUCUAUCUAGUAGAAAUACUCAAAUACACAUAUUAUUUCUUGAAGAGAGUCACCAUGGUAAACAUUUAAUUUAAAACCAGUUGUCACAUUAAAAUUGAGUAAAUUAUGGAAAAGAAAUAUUUUAUCAAUUAUCAUUGUUACAUACAAUGUCAUGUAUAUUCUAUGUAGAAAUGAACAUUUUGUUCACUGUUUUUAAGGUACACUCUCUUUAAGGUACACUCUCCAUGGUUUGUAAACAGGUUGUUACAUUGAAACCGAGAACACAAAUCUGUUUCCAAGGGUCUUGCAUCAGUUUCUGAUGUCAGGGCCAUCAUGAAAACUGACACAAUUAUAAAUAAUGCUAAAAAUUAUUAACAUUGACAGUAACUGAAAAGUAAAAUCUGAAUAUUGAUGCACAUAGACAUUGUAAAUAAAUCUCCAAGUACUUUUAGGACUUUGAUUUGGAAAAAAAAAAUACACUUGCAUCUCAAAGGAAGAUGAUUCCAUUUCUGAUAAAGGUGCAUCAAAGUUUUAUUAUGGUAUAUAUAUAAUAUGAUCAUGAGAAAAUCCUACAAGUAAAUAAUGCCCUACAUCAAACAAGUUGGUUACCAGUUUCCUCAAUUUUUAGCAUUGGCAAAAUGGAUUAAGUUAAUAAGUUAACUCAAAAGCAAUUAAGAAGGUGUUGUAGCUCUAAAUAUCAAGAUAAGAAUUCAUUUUAAAUUUGUAAUUCUCUAUAUCAUUAUGCUUAAAAGAACAAUCUAAUUAUUAACAUACUUGUCUAGUUA
This is a messenger RNA of Magallana angulata, 2624 nucleotides long. Its product is annotated as translation initiation factor IF-2-like. The record is from RefSeq and is a predicted model, not a curated record. Lineage: Eukaryota; Metazoa; Mollusca; Bivalvia; Ostreida; Ostreidae. The transcript is spliced from 3 exons. The coding region runs from base 129 to 671 and encodes 180 amino acids.